UAUAGUCAUGGUCAAUUUAGGGAAGUCUUGUAAGUAAUACAUUGUCAGAUGAUGCUGAAUCAAGGGGCAUAGCGGAACCGCUUCCGCGAACUCGCUAGUGCCAUAUAAGGCGGCAGUCUGUACGCGCCCGCAUGCGCACCGCGCGCAUCGUACGCGCAGCGGAAGCGCUAAAUUCAGCGCAAGAAACUAAAUACCCAAAACCGUGCGCGCCUGCCAAAUACGGCACGAAUCUCGAGUUACCCCCGCCGCGCUGGCAAGCGGCCGCAUCCACGAAAAACACGUAAAAACGCAUUUAUUUUCGUAGCGAGCCGUCUCUAAUUUUAGGCCGUAUGUUCGCAUGAAAACUGAAAGUAAUACGAGCGAUUUUGGUUUGGGCCGAGAUGUCUGUAUUUAGAUUAGAGUGCCGACCUCCGGCUGUUGAUAACGACGCGCUUUUGCAUAACCUCGCCGCGCGCAGUCGGAGCGCGGGCGCCGCGGGUGCGAUGCUGUGUGAUAGUGCAUUCUAACUGGAUUUGGAUGUCACAAAUGCUGCCCGAAGGCGGAGAAGUGAUGCGCCGCGUGGCGUGCGCUGACGUGUGUCCCGCGCCGCUCGUGUCACCUGCGCCGCUUCAUCCCGCCAACAGGACAUCAGAAAAUAAGGAGUUGCUACGGCAACAGCUGCUGUCAGCGAGUAAAGCGCGCGCGGACAAGGGUGAGCAGCCCAAGCCCAAGCACCGCAGCCGCCAGAAGAACCGAUGGAAGCUCAAGUUCCACCACCAGGCCCUGCCCCAAGAGUACCUUGACCACUACGAGCAGAGCCUUCAAAAAGUCAAUAAAUCCAAGAAACCGGAGAAGCCUAAAGCGGAACCCGUCGAUCUCAAUAACAUCACAAACGAGACCUUCAAAAUAUGGGCGCAAAGGUUAGCGGGCAUUCAGAAUGAGACCGGGUCUCUAACUGUACCAAACAUGGCUAAAGCACCUAAAAAGGACGAGAAAAAAAGAAAUCCGGCCAUCGCUCCGAGUAAGAUUGUCACUUACGAAGAUCUGCCGUACAUGGGGGAAAUGACGCUAAAUAAUUCCAAGCCUAGAAGAGGCCGCAAACCCAAGAAGGCAGACAUCUGCCAUCUCAUUUACGAAAACUACGGGACAGUUGUACCCGGACAACCGCCGCCUCAGGUGGAGAGAAAUCAGCUUAGCAUGUGUCCACCGUUACGAAGUGACGGAUUAAGUACAUCCAAAACCGACUUACAGAACAGAAUUAUCUCAAACUUGUUGGAAAGGAAGCUGUCACAGGAAAAUAAGAAAAGAUUAGAAACUCUGACGCCGCCACAGUUCGCCAGUCCGGACGAGCCGAUGCCCGAAGCGCCCGUCACUAUCGCCGGCCCCUUGCACAGCGACGAGGAGCCUCUCAAUCUUUGUAUAAGAGAUCUGCACGAGCUGAAGAUUCAAAUUCAAAAGAAAUUCGGCAAUAUUUAUACGUCGCUACCUGAAGUAAAGACUGAACCUGAAACUGAAAUAAUUGAGGAUAAAGAACAGCCUAACGCCAUAUCUGUAAUCCAAAGGAAUACUAAUCUUCCUGCUACAGCUAGCAGUUCACCCGACCUGUCACGGCUGAACCGGAACGUGUCCCCGACGCUAUCGGAACCUGCUCAAUCAACGGCGAGUCCCGAUGGGGACGGAAAGUUCCCCGGCUACGUGUACUGGCCUAACGCUGGCAUAUAUAUGCACCCGUUAGCCUUACAGACGCAGCUACUCUACUAUCAGAGGCUAGCGGCGUCGGGCCAGCUGCCGUUCUCACCAGAAGAACAAGAGAGGUUAUCUACCCCAAGUAGUGUGAGCGAAAGCAUAUCCACAGAACCUUCGACGCCGGUGGAAGAUAACAAGAAUAAAUUAGUUCUAAAACAAAUUUCCGAGUUACUAGACCCUAACGUAAUAAAGAAAACCGAGGAAUCUAAAAACCCUGAUGUGGUUAAGAUGAAGAGGUCAUCCCCAAAUCCCGUACCAGUGCAGGCGCCGGUCAAGCGGAAAAGGUCGGCGAUCUUCAUUCCUCCAGUGCCAACCAAGACUAAUUCCACGACGCCAACUACAGAAGUCAGCAUCUGCAAAUUUAAAUUUACUGGGGGAUCUAAGCCCUCCUUACAAGAAAAGAAGAUGCUUUCCGUAGAUUCUGGAGGAAACUUCAGAUACUACAGUGGCACAGGCAACAAAGGGAAUAAGGGUUAUGAAUACUUGCAUAGAGACUCCAAUCAGGGUCGAGCUCAGUUAGCCGAAGCCUCAGUUUCAAGUCAGCCUAAAAUCGAGGCACCGGCAACUGCUUUGAGUAAAGAAGACUUGAGUAAGAAGAAGAGAAAAUCCCGGAAAAGUCUACAGAGGGAGAAGCUGGAGCAAACCUUUAAGGAAAAAGGUUUUUUGAUUCAAACCCAGCAACUGCAGUCAGCGGAAGGUGCCACUUAUUGCAAGUUCAGGCAACUCCGAAAAUUUACAAGAUAUCUGUUUAGGAGUUGGAAAGAUUAUUUGCCAGGCGAGUUGGAUGAGAGGACGGGUGAAGCUGUGAAUCCGCAGCCGUCCCCUUCAGAAGGGCCUGCCAGUGAGUGGGGGUAAAGACCUAUGCUUAUUGAACUGAUUUUCAAAGACUAUGAAGGUUCCUCGUUGAGUGUCCGCGUUUUGUGCUGUGCCUGUCUUGCUAAUUGGUGAGAACAGUUGUUGACUUGCGUGUUAAAAACUGAAAAUUAAACAAGUGCCUGUCACAAGAUGAGUAUAACGACUUAUUGAGAAUUGUUUAAUUAUAGCCAAAGAAUGUUGUAUACUGGCUGCUAAAGUGCAUUUAACUUGCUGUAGUGAGAUUUUAAAUUAACUUUGGACUUUCGCUACUGAAUUCAGAGAGGGCUACUGGUUGUUGAUCGCGUCCGUCCAUUAUUUAAUUGUGUAUUGCGGUAAACUUUAUUGACAUUGUUUAAUUAAUCCAUAGUUUACCUUUUACAGUUGUGCUUUGUUAAAUUUCGUUAUCUAUGUGUUGUGCAUUUUAAAACUUCGCUUGAAAGAAUAUGGUAAACAUAUUUUAUAUGAAUUAGUGAGAAACUUGUAUGUGCCUUUUUAAAUCUAAUGUUGUUGUGAGGGUACAAAUAACUAGAUUACAAUUAUCAAUCAACAAUAUUUAUGUAGACAUAGAAAACUAAUGAAACUAGUCAUUUGACACCUCUAACGUAGGAUUAUUUAAAUAAGCGUUAAUGAGAGUUUACUAAAACUGCAUUCACGGCUGAACUUUUCUACUGUUCCCUUGUAUUUAAUGUGUUUAAAAUUAUAUCUAUUAAUUGUCAAUAUUUACACUCACAUAAGUAGUUAAAAUCAUAUUUGUUUAUUUAUUUAAUAAAAACAGUAUUGUUUGUAGCUUCAGUAAACUCUCACUGUGUUCUCGAAUAAAUGUACAUACAGAAUCAAACAGAGUUGUUCUAGUCAUUAGUGUUAAGGUUUUUACUUGGUUGUUAAUAUAACAUUUAAUAGAUUAAUAUAAAAUGUUUUAUAAUAAAACCACGUUUUGUACUUGCUAUAUUAUUUAUUACAGAAAACAUUGUUCUGUGAUAAAUGAAAGAAAAACAAAAUGCAACGGGAAUGUAAUAUACCAAUUAAACAUUUGAUCUAAU
Cydia splendana is the source of this 3620-nucleotide messenger RNA. RefSeq lists its product as uncharacterized. Lineage: Eukaryota; Metazoa; Arthropoda; Insecta; Lepidoptera; Tortricidae. The record is from RefSeq and is a predicted model, not a curated record. The transcript is spliced from 3 exons. The coding region runs from base 517 to 2580 and encodes 687 amino acids.